AUGAAGUGGCAUUCGGUGAUGCUUGGCGCCAUGUUUCAGCGGCGGAACGGCAACAGCUGGCGGUACAGCGGAAGUGGCAUUUUUGGGCGUUUCAUCGGCAUCGGCAUCCUGCUGCAAAUAAUUGCUAAUUGCGAUUACAGCGCUGGAGCGAUGCGAAACGUCGAGCUAGUGGUGGACCCUCCGGCUGUGCGUCGAAGCCAACAUGCGACCCUCCGAUGUCUGUAUGAUUUGAACGAUUCGCCACUAUACUCGGUCAAGUACUACCGGGGUCAGCGGGAGUUCUAUCGAUUUUCACCCAGCGAGUAUCCGGAGAAGAAGACGUUUCCCUUUCCGGGUAUCAAUGUGGAUCUCUCGCUGUCCAACGCCAGCCAGGUAGUGAUCCGAAACGUCGGUUUCGGACUGUCUGGCAACUUUUCCUGCGAGGUGACCGCCGAUGCACCCUUGUUUUCGACAGCAACCGGACACAUCCACAUGCAAGUGGUCGAGCUUCCAGACAGCGGUCCUACCCUGUGGACUGAGCACAACCGGUAUGAGGCCGGCGACGUGCUGAGGGCCAACUGCAGCUCACCCCCAUCCAGACCAAAAGCAGUCCUGAAACUGACAUUGAACAAUAUCGUGAUUUUCACCCCGGAACAGACGGUGCGAACCACGACGGACAAUCUGAUGACCACAGCCAUUUCGUUGAGGCUUCAUCUGCAGAGUUCGCACUUCAGCGGUGUUCAGAUGGCGGGAGGUGGCGGCAGCGGAACGCUCAUUCUCAGAUGUACCGCCACCAUCGGGACGCUGUACGAGCGGUACUCGGAGCUGGAGCUGGGUGUACCGCAGCGAGAUCCUAUUCCGGCCAGAGUAACCCUGACCGGAUCGGGAUCCAGUUCUAGCAUCCCAUCGAACCUGAUGCUACUGUUCGCCUGCCUGUUGUUGGUUGUGGUUCCCCUGCUGUCGUUGGCCAAUGAACCGCUUCUUCGGAGCCGAUCCCUCAUCGCCUCAUCGCUGGAACGAAGAUAG
Messenger RNA from Sabethes cyaneus, 1005 nucleotides. RefSeq lists its product as uncharacterized. The record is from RefSeq and is a predicted model, not a curated record. The transcript has 6 exons. Bases 1 to 1005 code for a protein of 334 amino acids. NCBI's taxonomy places the organism in Eukaryota, Metazoa, Arthropoda, Insecta, Diptera, Culicidae.